This is a messenger RNA of Durusdinium trenchii, 1458 nucleotides long. NCBI's taxonomy places the organism in Eukaryota, Dinophyceae, Suessiales, Symbiodiniaceae. The record is from the annotation of a GenBank genome assembly.
AUGGCAUCCUUGCCUUCCUUCAUCCUCGUGCUGCUUUCUUACAAUUCGGCCCGUGCAAGCGAGCCUCUGACAGAUGUGAAGCAAGCCGUCCAGCCCAUUCUCGAUGAAAUGGCUUCAAGAUACAACAUGAGUUUCACUUUCGGCUUUGUGAACUCUUCUGGGCGGCUGGGAAUGGCUUCAGGAGUCAACAGCAUUUGGAGCAAAAGGCCCUUGAAACCAGAUGAUUUGAUUCCACUUGGAUCUGUCACAAAGUCUUGGACUGCAGUCAUGGUCAUGCAGGCAGUUGAUGAAGGUAUUGUCAAACUAGAGGAUAGUGCCUCUAAGUGGAUCGAUCCAGUUCUUUCUCGUUUGUGGCACAGCAGUAUGGAAGCGUUGUGGGGCAAGGCCGCUUUGCGCAUUCGAGUCCAUGAUUUACUAGGCAUGACGAGCUGCAUCGCUGACUAUGACGAUUUCUACAUGGAACAUUUCACUUUUGUGUUUGCAGGUGACGAUGCCGGUCCUUUUCUGUAUCUAAAGAGUGCAGCCAGGCAAGGCCUCAUUUGCACCCCAGACUCCUCGAAUCCUCUGGCCGUUUAUUCGGGUGCGAACUACAUCCUCUUGGGCUUGUUAUUGGUUCAAGCACGUGGAUUCUUCUCGUGGCAGGAUUUGGAUCAGAUUCGUGUGAUUCCAAAGGGGUUGUUUCGGUCAGGCCGAUACUCUCACACGAGCUUCUCUCGCCUGGGCAGAUGUAUACAGUACCCGGGCAUUGCGCAUCAGUAUGCCUGGAAGUCAUGGCUUUCACAGAACAAUAGCGAAACCUUCUCAGAUUUGUUGUACACCUCCUGCCUGAAUGGUUGGACAAUGGGCAACAUUGCAAGCUCUGCCCUUGAUUUGGCGACCUUCUUCUUUGAUUUGUUCUCCUUACCCAAGGAAAGGGGCGGCUUUUUGACGCGCCAGUCUCUUUUACGAAUGCAGCAAAUGAAGACGCUCAAUGAUACCUGGUGUGAGGGCCCCACUGGACCUGGAAGCUGUUCCUAUGGAAUGGGUCUUUUGCAAGACCAACUUGGCCAGGACUUCUGGGUCUUGCAGGAUCCCACGGAAGACCUGUCCAAAAUCAAAGUCAUUGGGCAUCCCGGUGAGGACUGGGGAAGCGGAUGCUCACCUUGUGGCUUCAAUCGGAGGUAUGGCUUUGGGAUUUGCAUGGCCUACACCAGCGUCAUUGGCAUGAACUGUAGUGGAGAUUUCCGUGAGAACUUUCUAGCUGUUCAGACCGCCACCUGCUUGGCCUACGAUGCUGUUCUGAAAGUGCUGGGUGCCCCCCGUUUGAAUUGCACCAAUGCUGCCCUUCCAGAUCCGCCACAAUUGGUGCAGUGCGCUUGGGACCGCACCAACACCACCGUACCAUCACUACCUGCUUGGCAAAGGAGAUCGCCUCAUAUGGUGGUUCCAAGAGUUGAGACAUCUGAAAUCGUGGUUUGA